AUGGGGCUAAAGGAAAUGCUCAGUCUGGUGAGGGUGCCCUCCAUCUUGCUGCUGGGGUUGCUCUAUGUGGUCUACGUGCUGAUCGGUGGGGUGAUUUUCUGGGAGCUGGAGGGAGAACUAGGACAGAAGGACAUUGGUCUUCUGUUGUCGAACAAGAAAAAACUGCUUUUAAAGUACACCUGUUUGGAUCAAGAUGGCCUGGAAGCAGUCGCUCAGGUGAGAAAUCAGAAACAUAGACAGCAUAUGUAUUUAAUCAAAGUCACAAGGAAGUCUUUCUCAGACAGACAGGGAACUGAGAAUAGGUUUGAACAGCUUUAAAGUCCUUUUUUUUUAGGGGGAAAUGUAAAAAAAAAGCUCUGAGUUUAAUUCCUGCUUUAUCUGCACAGUUGUUUAGUGUGAGUAUUGACAUGUUGGUUUUACAGUGACAUCGCUGAAUUUACAUUUGGGCCACAGCCCUACACCUUUUGCAUUUUCAUAUUUCCAAAUGGAGAAAAAUACUCAGCCUAACGUAAUGAUUGAGUUUUCCACUGAUUUUGCAAAUAACUCCACAUAAUUUUAAUACCAAUUCCAGUAAUUUUUAUUAACAACUUAUCUGACAAGGACAAGAAGAUAAGGAAGUAGUGCCACAAUAAGGAAAUGUAAAAUCAGUAACUGCAAAACUUGAUUAUUAAAUGAAAACAGUGCGCCAAACACAAAUUUUUGAAUAAAAAGCAUGAACCUGAAUUAGAAAAACAUUAUGGGUAAUUUUUGAACCAGACAAAAAAAACAAAUGAACCUUUAGCAGAUGAUCACAAAGUUCUCAUAUUCAAAUCUUGAUUUUAACUCCUCACAUGCAGGUAUGCAAGGUGUACUUUAUUCAUAGCUUCAGUGUUUUGGUCUGACCUCUGUAGUGUGGAAAAAAGAAAACAGCAACUUUACCCACCUAUUCCCUUUUUGUGACUGUUAGAGGAAGGCAGAGAAAAGUGCAGAGAAGCGAAAGCAGCUAAGAUGAACUGAAUUUAAUCAUGUCCACUGGAUAAGCAGGAUAUUGAUGAUAACAGUGUGAGACAACAGCCCCUGGUACUUUCUGUGGCAAGCAAAAGCAAUCAGUGACACUGUCAACAAGAAGAGGUGAAAUCAUAAGCCACUAGAUACACAUCCAGACAAUAACUUCUACCACAGAUCAGUUAUAUGUAACAAGCAUGAUCAGGUUGGUGCUAGUGUUGCUUUCACUCCUCAGAACUGAUAGCCAUUGUUAUGAGAUUUUAAUUAUUCAUGAUGAAUUAUUUAACACAGCUAAUGAUUGCUCAGAAAACUGGGUAUUGGAGUUACAUAAUAUCUGUAAUGAACAUGUAACCAGAGCCCUGAUGUUGUACAUUCCAGUACAGUAGGUGGCAGUAUGGCCCACUCAUUAACUUAAACCAACAUUAGUACAUUUGAUAAUAAACUUAAUUAAGGAAAAGGCACAAUAUUAUUGGGUUAUCUUCAUGUUGUAAGUCAGAUUGAUUUUAAACAUUUUAUGAGGAGAUGGCUUUUACAUUCUUUUCUUUUCUUUUUUUUUUUUUUGUCUUCAUAACUCUGCUUGUUCUUUCAAGGACUCCAGUCUCUCUUUCUCUGCUACAAAAGAAGCUAUAACACUUAGAUUUAGGCUUUUUAUUGUUCCUUUUAUACUUAUUUGGUCGCUAAAAUUACGGCUCCACAAACUCUCUCUUUAUCUUUAUUUUUAUCUUAUUUGAAAACCCAUUUCAGAUUCUGUCUGAAAUCGAAAUUUCGUUACUGUCUUUUUAAGUCCACUUUCCUCUGAUUGGCCAGCUCCCUGGAAGCGACCACCACUGUUGCCAUGCUUCAUAGUUGCCAUCAUUGAGUUAACCAUUUAUACGACAAAUUCUGAAAUAUUGUAAAAUAGAAUUGCAAUAAAAUUUGGAAAUAGUACACAGCAGGCCACUUGGUAUGGGUUGCGUUUAUUGUGUUCUUUUAGAGGAUUCACCAACUGAUGAUGUCACAAAUUCAGCAAAUCUCCAGAGACUUUUUAAAUGAGCUUUUCAGAACAUCACAAUCUAAAACUAUGCCUAUGUUUAGCAUUUUGUCCAAAAUUAUAACUUACUUGGCUUUUUUAAAAAUUAUUGUUAAAUUAUUCAUUUAUUUUAAAUAUGUUAAAGCAAUGACUUAUAUUCAAGCAAUAAUAUAAUAGUUAGAGUACGUUUCAUGUGGCCCAGCAUUUUCAUGCUGGGUUGAACCUAGCAUAACUUUUACAGAACUGCCAUGCUCAUCAAUGCCACUUCUUGACCACUGACCAAUUGGAAUCAAGAAGUGGUGGGACUUGUGAUAGCCAUAGACUGUAGCUGUGUCUCAUUUCAGAGACCGCAUCAGGCUGAGCGCGCUCAAGUGCGCUUAGCUGAGCGCACUGCCGUUAUGUGGACUUGAGUACCCUGGGUGAGAUGGUCCGGUUUUUGUGAAAUGGGACAGACUACCCUUCGGAGGAUUUCCUGGUUGAGUCGCCAAAUGUCCCCACCCUCAGACUUGCGUCACGACAGACUUGAAGAAAAGCUACGGAGCGCAGCAGUUAUUUUUUAAUUGUGUGACCUUUUACAGACACAAAACAAUAGAUACAUACAAGCACAGACCAUCCCCACAAAAUUCAUCCAAAGAUUGCAUGUUUUGUAGGAAGAAGUAUGAGGGCCAUAUUGAGAAUUUUUUUAAAGACUUCGAGAUUAAAGUCGUGAAUUUACAAGAAUAAAGUCAUUAAUUUAUGAGAAUAAAGUUAUAAGGUUACCUGUUAUUUCAAAGGAGAGUUGUUUAAAUUAGGGCCAUGAAGCAUUUAAAGGAACUGUGCUUCAGUAUAGGUUUCACAAACAAGGAGACACUUCAUCCUUUGGCACAUCAGCAUCACAUUGUCACAAGUAUAAAGACUUAAAAAAGAACAUAUGAGAAAUACAUCUCAACAAAAUAAACAGUUGGACUUGGAGGAUUUUGCUGCUUUUGUGGAGGCAGAUACGGAUAGGCUGAGGAUAAAUCUGUCAAUGUAGCUGUAAAUAGCAGUGAAUGGCAUUGAGCUUCAGUUUAUGAUAUGAAUCCAUAUGCCAUAACAAGGUGUUGGUGUCUCUGCAGGUGUGGUUGCAGAGACGUGGUGCUCGUCGGAGCUCGACUCCCUCUGGAUCACAAAUGUUGAUCAUAAGUUGGAUUGUUUCUUCAGAAACCACAAGAACUCUCUGAAUGACCCGCUGAUACAUUCACAGAUAACCCUGCAGUGGACUAGCUCCACCCAUUUCCUCCUCCACAAAAGCAGCUUUAUGACUUUAUUUACUUUAUGACUUUAUUCUUCUAAGUUAACAACUUUAAUCUCUAAGUCUUUAAAAAAAAAAGUCAAUGUGGCCCUGAUACUCCGAUGUAGUUUUGUCAGCUUUCUUAUUUCUAAUGUUUUUGAUUGUGGUAGCAGAGUGGAUCAGUUCUUUUCUAAAGAGUAUAAUGUUUGGUUUGCAGCUGCAGAUUUUAGUGAGUUCAGCAAUCAUGCGCUCGUGCAGCCUGAGCUGACUGUCUUGUGUUUUUGGAUUUCUUGUAUAUUCUGUGAUGACGCCCUGCGUCUCCACGCGGGUCUGGCCUCUCACCUGAAAUGCGCAGCUGUGCAGCGGCACGCAAAGAAUUCUGGGAUACCAGGGCCACGAAAAAUGUGCAUAAAUGCACGCUUGAAAAAAGGGGUGGGGGUAGUGUGGUUUUGAGACCGAAUUUGAAGCGCGCUCAGUGUUUCGAGCCAAAUGGGGCACUGUUUGCGCUGCAUGAUGACAUCACGCACACUUCAAAUGCGCCGUUUGAUGGUGCGGUCGCUGAAAUGAGACACAGCCUGUAUAUACUAUCUAGCUCUCGGUAUUUACAAGAUUUUUUUUCAUUUCUUGAAACCAGCGCUCCACAGUCACCGACAGUCGCUGUGACGCUUGGCUCAAACAGCGUAUCCCCCGGGAGAGCUAUGCAAUCCCUGAACGCCCAUAGGCUGUAUCAGGUGUCAAUCACAUGAACCCCCUAAUAACUGUUAAAAACAGAGCUUCACAGAAAAAAAGAGGACUUGAGCACAAACCAGUCUUAAAAUAACAUGUCAACAUCACAAGUAGGGGGGAGAAAAAAUUAUGUUCUGUGUAAUUAAUAUCUAAAGUUUGUCCACAGCCCCAUAAGCUUUGCUGGCGGAGGCGGGAUUUAUGACCUAUACUGCAGUCCAUCAAUAGAGGGUGCUGUUCUCAGAGUGGCUUCACCCAGCAAGGAGGCAGACUCUGUCCAUUUUAUAUACAGUCUAUGGUGAUAACAUUCUUCUUCUUCUUCUAAUAACAAUGGCAGAGGUCUGCCAAGAAUGAUUUGUGUCAGCUGUUUUAAAUUUUUCUUUGUAAAAUGCAAUUGAAUGAAAGUACAUAUGAAGCAAAUAGAGCAUUCCAAGACAAACCUAAUGAUCAGAAUUGUUGUAACGUAGCAGCAGUCAAUUGGUUGAGAAGCGCUUUAAAAUAAGCCCCUGGACACUGGCAGCAAAAAAUACACUGAUUUCCAACCAGCCUUAUAUCCAAAAAGACAUUAGUAAUGUUGAAAUCAAUGAUAUGAAUCAGAAUAAUACAAAUAAUCAUCUUGUCCUGUUUUUACAUGACAAAGAGGCAACAAAAUUCAGAAUUGAAAAAUGUAAAUAUAGGAAAAUAAUAGAUUGCUGAGUGUGCUAGUACACUGAGUUUGCAAUGUUGUUAAACAGGAAAACCUGACGAUUUAAAGUCAGAUUCAGAUCAUAUUUUCAUUUUCCAUCUGUUUCUAAAGUAGGGCAGUAUUUCAGCAACACAUCUGUGUGAAAUGAUUGCAUCAUAUUGGAGACACUUAGAUAAGCAGGUCUCAGACUGGGGUGUGUUUCUUUGGGAGUCAUUUCCCACACUGGUGAUGGAGUAAAGACUUUUAUGUAACACACUGAGUCAACAUAUCUGCUCAACCUCACACUCUGCUGGGAGAGAUGUUGACCUUACAGGCCUCAAGACGUUCAAUGGGUUUUGGAUCAAUGCAUGUUGAAGUCUGAAGUCUGACCUGAGAAACACAACCAGCUGAGUCUGGACACUGAUUUCUCAUUUUCUUUCAUGUUUCAGGUCGUUCAGGAUGCGUCAAAGGUGGGCCUGAGUUUGAAAGGAAACUACACCUCAGAUGGCUUCUGGAAGUUCACCAGCUCUGCUGUAUUUGCUGCCACUGUGGUCACAACUAUAGGUCAGACUUUAUGCUUUAUCAUGUCCCAUAACAACUUGAAUGAUUACACUAGCAAUUAUACAUGGCUGCUUCUAGUAGCCGUUUCCUCACCUUUUUCCAUACAGACAGUAAGUUUAGAUCAAACUUUGAAAACAGUUUUUUUUUUUUUUCAUCUCAGGGAUUUUGUAUAUUUAUGCAGCUCUUCUAGGUGGAAGAACUUGAUCCAAAUCCAUCUUUAAGUCUGUCCUCUGCCUCUGCCUCUGUCUGUACAGGCUACGGAAACAUAAGCCCCACCUCCACUGCUGGCCGGAUCUUUUGCAUUUUCUUUGCCCUGUUUGGGAUCCCGCUCAACUUGGUGGUUCUCAACAGGGUGGGGAAGUAUAUGCUCGCCAUCGAGAGGAAGAUCUCUGACUUCCUGGAGGGGAAGACGGGUCGUAGGGUGAGGAGAUGAGCUAGUCUAAGGGGUUAUCUUGUACUUUUAUGUGGCAAAUUAUGCAUGACUUCUUUUUCUUUACCUGCAGAAGUGUACUCGCUUCUUCGUCCACCUGGUGUCUUACAUGUCGGGAACACUUCUCUUCUUUGUUGUUCCGAUGAUCGUGUUCCAGCAGCAUGAGGGCUGGACCUUCUCUCAGGCCAUCUACUACUGCUUCAUUACCCUCAGCACCAUUGGCUUUGGAGACUACGUGGCAGGUAAAAUCUCAAAACACCCUCAGCAGACACAAAAGUUUUCUCUUCUGAUCUUCAGAGAAGAUCAUCAACAGUGAGAAGCUGCUAGCUGAGCUGCUCACAGCAUCAAAUCAUUAACACCCAGUUAACAAUUCUGUCAACCAUGAUCUUGUCUGUUUUGUCUUUAGACAGUAAUCCAGACAAAGUUUACCCUGAGUGGUACAGCGUCCUCAUGGCCAGUUGGAUCUUCUUCGGCCUCGCCUGGCUCGCCUUGGUUAUCAACCACUCGAUGGACAUCCUGGAGCGGCUCAACAACCACUUCAAACAGUGGUGGACCAGAGAGACGCCAGAGGAAGAAUCUGGAAGCGUGGAGGAGGAAAACCCAGAGACUCUGGAGACUCAGGUGGAGGAGGAGGAUAAGAUAAAGAAGACUCCGAUAACUUAG
Xyrichtys novacula (pearly razorfish) is the source of this 6283-nucleotide messenger RNA. The record is from the annotation of a GenBank genome assembly. NCBI's taxonomy places the organism in Eukaryota, Metazoa, Chordata, Actinopteri, Labriformes, Labridae.